Fusarium redolens is the source of this 1122-nucleotide messenger RNA. RefSeq lists its product as uncharacterized. The coding region runs from base 1 to 1122 and encodes 373 amino acids. The transcript has 2 exons. The record is from RefSeq and is a predicted model, not a curated record. NCBI's taxonomy places the organism in Eukaryota, Fungi, Ascomycota, Sordariomycetes, Hypocreales, Nectriaceae.
AUGAAUCGACCAAGAAAGGAGUUCAUGAAGUUAAGUUCGGAGAUGAAAAAUGAGCUCAGACGUGAACUCCACGAGAACAGAAUCGCUUGGCUUAACAAAGAGUGGCAAGGGCAACACUGGAUCCCUGCCGAUGUCGUGUGGCCUCACAAGCCUUGCCGGAGCGUUGUCCGCUGCCUGAAAAGCAUCACUGAGCUGGCCACGACGGAAAAGAUCCCGUUAACUUCUCUCUGGGAGCCUGACGGAUUCAUCAGAAAUGUUGUCGACCAGGACCUUGCCACCAGGACACCUGCGCUCAACUUGCAGCACAAACAUCCUAGGUUUGCACGCCUUACGAGAAAGAUGGUGAAGAAGGCGUAUCGGAACAUGGUUUUAUCGAUGGCCAAUGUAGAAAAUGACAGCAGUUCGUCGUCAGAUUCUACAGCAGGAAAUGAGUGCAAGGCAGAAACACUUCAGGAAGACACCAUCGCUUCACAAUUGACUUCUCCUUCCUUCGACCCAUCAACCAUGCAGCGACUCCCAUCUCCUCUCAACGAUACGAUCGCAUCUACGGAAGAUGAAUUACGAGUGCCGCCACGAAACGCGAAGCGACCCUUAGAAGAAGACGAAGACGAACCAUCAACUUCGCCCCGCAACAAGAGUCCUCGAUUAACCAUGGACAAGGCGCUUGAGAAUCUAAGUUCUUUUCAGAUCGAAAAUGCUCGCCGCAUACUGGCCACCGAACUUGAUACCGCCCUUUCUGUCAAGCAUGACGCUGAGAAAGCUUUGUUGGGCCUCCUACAUCGCGAUGGCUCCGUGGCAGUAACUCAAGCCGAAAGAGUACAGGCCCGUCAUCGGAAACAAGAAGCAGAAGACACAUUCCACCGAGUUUAUGAAAGACUCCAUCGACCCAGCCAAACUCUAGCCACGAUGGGAAAUCUCAAGAAGAGCUUUGAUGCACAUGCCAUAUGCGCCUGCGAGUUUGAGCGUGCUCAGAAAGAGGCACAGAUCGCCAAGAGCAGACUGGAUCAGGCACAAGCGCACCACGAUGCUGCUUUGCAAUCUGACCGGACCGAUGACUGUGACUUGGAGGUAGUUUGGGAUAUGUUUAUGAGGUCUGAUCGGUACGGGGCGGAGAGUGAGUAA